AUGGGUCGUCCACGCGCACUUUUAACGGUGUGCGUGCUGGUCCUGUCCCUCGGAUUUGGAAUCGAGGGUGGCAUGUGCCAACAUUUUUAUCUCCUUCGCCCCAUUCCGAGCGACAGUUUGCCAAUCGUUGACCUCAAAGAAGACCCGGAUCCCGUCUUGGACCCCACAGAGUUGGAUCUUAACGAAACCGAACUAAUGAGUUUACUCGGCGACAACUUUGACUCCGGCGUCAUGUCCGUAUCACCGCCGCAGAACAACCGAACAGGUGGUCACGGACUGAGCGAUUCGGACGUCCCGCUGGACCCCCUUAUCCAGGAGCUUACCGGAACCAUGCCAAAGGAAAUCGAGUCAAUGGACUUUGACAUUCAGCACGGGAAGAAGAGCAAACCGAGCCGAAAGCUUCGGAAGCGGCUCCAGCUUUGGCUCUGGUCCUACGCGUUUUGUCCCGUGGUUUAUUCGUGGACCGACCUGGGGAACAGAUUUUGGCCGCGCUACGUGAAAAUUAGCAGUUGCCUCAAUAAACGGUCGUGUUCCGUGCCGGAGGGGAUGGUUUGUAAACCGGCCAAGUCCGUCCAUUUCACGAUACUGCGAUGGAAGUGCCGACAGCGCAGAUCGGGGGUAAAAUGCGCCUGGAUAACGGUUCAAUACCCCGUCAUAUCGGACUGCAAAUGCGCUUGCUCGACCUGA
Conger conger (European conger) is the source of this 687-nucleotide messenger RNA. RefSeq names its product noggin-3-like. Bases 1 to 687 code for a protein of 228 amino acids. Gene Ontology annotation, biological process: negative regulation of BMP signaling pathway; negative regulation of cell differentiation; osteoblast differentiation. NCBI's taxonomy places the organism in Eukaryota, Metazoa, Chordata, Actinopteri, Anguilliformes, Congridae. The record is from RefSeq and is a predicted model, not a curated record. The transcript has a single exon.